Molecule: messenger RNA, 1414 nt
Organism: Tarenaya hassleriana
Lineage: Eukaryota; Viridiplantae; Streptophyta; Magnoliopsida; Brassicales; Cleomaceae
Product: fructose-bisphosphate aldolase 2, chloroplastic-like
Exons: 7
Coding region: 81-1283 (400 amino acids)
Biological process (GO): glycolytic process; fructose 1,6-bisphosphate metabolic process
Cellular component (GO): cytosol
Molecular function (GO): fructose-bisphosphate aldolase activity
Source: RefSeq, a predicted model, not a curated record
UCAGAGAUAAGAUCGUGCCAUAAGCUUCUUGUGAGUCUCUCGAGAAAGAGGAAGAAACUUUUACUCGCAGGGAGAGAAGGAUGGCAUCGACCUCAGCGACUCUGCUAAAGGCCUCGCCGGUUUUGGACAGGUCGGACUGGGUGAAGGGACAGAACCUCCUCUUCCGACAGCCAUCCUCCGCCGCUGUCCGAAGCCGCGCUUCCUCCUCGGCCCUCACCGUCCGCGCCUCCUCCUCCUACGCCGACGAGCUCGUCAAGACCGCUAAAACAAUAGCGUCUCCGGGACGAGGAAUCUUGGCGAUGGACGAGUCGAACGCGACGUGCGGAAAGAGAUUGGCGUCGAUAGGGCUGGAGAACACAGAGGCAAACAGGCAGGCAUACAGGACUCUGCUGAUAACAGCACCGGCACUGGGUCAGUACAUCUCCGGAGCCAUCCUCUUCGAGGAGACUCUCUACCAAUCCACCACUGACGGCCGCAAAAUGGUCGACGUCCUCUCUGAGCAGAACAUCGUCCCCGGUAUCAAGGUCGACAAGGGUCUGGUGCCGCUUGCUGGAUCUAACAACGAGUCGUGGUGCCAAGGACUCGAUGGUCUCGCCUCUCGCUCUGCCGCCUACUACCAGCAGGGUGCUCGUUUCGCCAAAUGGCGUACGGUCGUGAGCAUUCCCAACGGUCCCUCUGCUCUUGCUGUCAAAGAAGCCGCUUGGGGUCUCGCCCGUUACGCUGCCAUCUCUCAGGACAAUGGGUUGGUGCCAAUUGUGGAGCCAGAGAUCCUCCUCGAUGGAGAGCACAGCAUUGACCGUACUUACGAGGUCGCUGAGAAGGUUUGGGCUGAGGUUUUCUUCUACCUCGCCCAGAACAACGUCAUGUUCGAAGGAAUCCUGUUGAAGCCAAGCAUGGUGACGCCUGGCGCCGAGUCUAAGGACAGAGCCACUCCUGAGCAGGUCGCUUCCUACACCCUCAAGCUCCUUCACAACAGAAUUCCUCCCGCCGUUCCCGGAAUCAUGUUCUUGUCUGGUGGACAGUCGGAGGUGGAGGCCACACUGAACCUGAACGCAAUGAACCAGGCAUCAAACCCAUGGCACGUAUCAUUCUCGUAUGCACGCGCCCUUCAGAACACCUGCCUCAAGACAUGGGGUGGCAGACCCGAGAACGUGAAGGCUGCCCAGGAUGCCCUUCUGAUCCGUGCUCAGGCCAACUCCCUCGCCCAGCUCGGCAAGUACACUGGUGAGGGCGAGUCUGAGGAAGCCAAGAAGGGCAUGUUCGUUAAGGGCUACACUUACUGAGAAGAUGCUGAAAAUGAUGCAUAAUGGAUGGCUAAAAGGCUUUGAAUUUCUUUUUGAGUUUGGUUAUGUGACUAGUUUUUGCUACUUUGAUGGCUACUUAAAAUAAGUUUUACCUGGAUUUGGACUUACGA